AGGUACAAAACUGUGCUGGAGGAUGAAGAAGCUGAUUGUUUUGCUUUAUUUAUUGCCAGCGGUCACAGAGUCUUUUCAUGCCUAUACUCCCCAAGAUGAGGUGGUUGCACAUCUCUAUACAGAUGUUCAGUUGUCUUGUUUCUUCAGUCUGUCUAAAGAAGAUCCCACUCUGAAACAUGUCAUUGUAUUCUGGAAACACAAUGGUGUUGAGAUAGCAAGAUUUAUAGAUAAGAAAGUGACCAACAGUCACAUGGGAUUACUAAAAGAAAAUGAUCUGCGCAACGGAAACGCAUCGCUGCACCUCAGAAAUAUCACAGUGGAAUAUGAAGGGGAAUACGAAUGGCUAGUGUAUGAAACUCCAUUACAACAUCAAGGCAAAGUGCAGCUUAAAGUAUUAGGUUCCCCAACUGUCUCCCUAAUGCCUCCUCUCUUGGUGAUGAACUAUUCAGGCACACUGGAGUGCCGAGCUGAAGGCUUCUAUCCUAGAAACAUCUCUAUUGAGUGGCUGAGAAACUCUGAGCCUAUUGAUUUGCAGGAGCCCCUGGAUUACCACAACAAUCCCGAUGGCACCUUCAGUACCAAGAGGCGCUACAACUACACAUCAACUGAUGAGGACAUUGGAACAAAUGUCUCAUGUAAAGUGACCCAUGAGUCCUUGAAAAAAGACCUUGUGGAGCAUCUUCAUACCUGUAGAAUUGUCUCUGACCCCUGGCAACACUGA
Molecule: messenger RNA, 721 nt
Organism: Erpetoichthys calabaricus (reedfish)
Lineage: Eukaryota; Metazoa; Chordata; Cladistia; Polypteriformes; Polypteridae
Product: cell adhesion molecule 3-like
Exons: 4
Coding region: 23-721 (232 amino acids)
Biological process (GO): immune response; negative regulation of T cell proliferation; cellular response to lipopolysaccharide
Cellular component (GO): external side of plasma membrane
Source: RefSeq, a predicted model, not a curated record